AAAAAUUAAAGACAAAAUGGGAAAAACUAGUUUAAGAUAAAUGCAUUUAUUACUGUUUUUUAAAAGUUAUGCUUUUUGCGGCAAAAAGGAGAGAUAUAAACUGCAUGUAUAAUUUGGACUGGUUCCCACUCAACAUUCCAAACAAUGACUCCGGGCCCAGAAAAUCUCCUCCGCCGUCCUGUCACCACGCCAAAAUGCACCCUUGGCUGCCAGGUACUCGACCGCUGCCUCGCCGGCGGCAUACCCUGCAACUCCAUAACCGAACUCUUCGCCGAGAGCGGUUGCGGCAAGACCCAGCUCUGCCUUCAAUUGGCUCUCUCCGCUCAGCUCCCGAUCUCCCUCGGCGGCCUCUCCGCCUCUUCUCUCUACAUCCACACCGAAUUCCCUUUUCCCUCUCGCCGCCUCCACCAACUCUCCCACGCCUUCCGGUCUUCACACCCCGCAAUUUUCAACAGUGAUCCUUGCGAUUCUAUAUUUGUUCGCGCUGUACAUUCUGUGGACCAACUGCUCGAUAUAUUGCCUAAGAUGGAGUCGUUUCUAUCCGACCUGAAAACCCAGUUGCCGGUUAAGCUUAUUGUGAUUGAUUCGAUAGCGGCGCUUUUUCGUUCCGAGUUUGAGAACACCCCGGCUGAGCUUAAGCGGAGGUCCUCGCUGUUUUUCAAGAUUUCUGGGAAAUUGAAGUUGUUGGCGAAGAGGUUCGGUCUGGCGGUUGUGGUGACGAACCAGAUAGUGGAUUUGGUGGUGCCUGAGGGGGUAAAUGGGCUGAGGGUUGGGAAUUUGGCUCGCUUGUAUUCGUCGGGGAGACGGGUUUGUCCCGCCUUGGGACUAGCGUGGGCGAAUUGUGUGAAUUCAAGGUUGUUCUUGUCGAGGAAUGAGGAGGUUGAGAAAGAAGAGAACGGCUUGGCGGAUUCGAAUCAUCUGUGUACGCGAACAAGGCGGCAACUUCAUGUUGUUUUCGCGCCUCAUUUGCCGGCGGCUUCUUGUGAGUUUGUGAUCACAAGAGAAGGGGUUUUUGGAGUUGAAUGAUACCAAACAGCUUCUUACACGUGUAGUUUAUGCAUGGGUUUCUGUUCAGUUAUUGAAGUGCUUUGAUCAUUUUUCAUGAGUUGCUCGAGGGUGGUUACUGAUUCCAGCAGAGGUGAUUUUGCUGAGAUUAUUUAAUCAUGUGUAAAUUUUGGUGUUGUAUAAUUUGUAUGGCAAGAAAUUAUUGUUCGGUCAAUUGAAUAGUUCAAUUCUCUUUUGCUUUGUUGAUAUUGUUCAUUUUACC
Messenger RNA from Alnus glutinosa, 1267 nucleotides. Its product is annotated as DNA repair protein XRCC3 homolog. Gene Ontology annotation, biological process: double-strand break repair via synthesis-dependent strand annealing; resolution of mitotic recombination intermediates; t-circle formation. NCBI's taxonomy places the organism in Eukaryota, Viridiplantae, Streptophyta, Magnoliopsida, Fagales, Betulaceae. The transcript has a single exon. The record is from RefSeq and is a predicted model, not a curated record. The coding region runs from base 145 to 1026 and encodes 293 amino acids. Gene Ontology annotation, cellular component: replication fork; Rad51C-XRCC3 complex. Gene Ontology annotation, molecular function: ATP binding; four-way junction DNA binding; ATP-dependent DNA damage sensor activity.